CCGCGAUGCCUGCCUCCGCGCCCCGCGGGACCCCUUUCCUUCUCCUAGCUCCUCUCCUGAUGCUGUCCGCUGUGCUGGCCGUGCCCCUGGACCGCGCGGCGCCCCAUCAGGAGGACAGCCAGGCCACUGAGAGCCCGGACACAGGCCUGUACUACCACCGCUACCUCCAGGAGGUCAUCAAUGUGCUAGAGACAGACGGGCACUUCCGGGAGAAGCUGCAAGCUGCCAACGCUGAGGACAUCAAGAGCGGAAAGCUGAGCCGAGAGCUGGACUUCGUCAGCCAUCAUGUCCGCACCAAGCUGGACGAGCUCAAGCGACAGGAGGUAUCGAGGCUGAGGAUGCUACUCAAGGCCAAGAUGGAUGCAAAGCAGGAGCCCAACUUGCAGGUGGACCACCUGAACCUCCUCAAGCAGUUUGAACACCUGGACCCGCAGAACCAGCACACAUUUGAGGCGCGGGACCUAGAGUUGCUGAUCCAGACGGCCACCCGAGACCUUGCCCAGUAUGAUGCUGCACAUCAUGAAGAGUUCAAACGCUACGAGAUGCUCAAGGAACAUGAGCGAAGACGUUACCUGGAAUCUCUGGGAGAGGAACAGCGGAAGGAGGCUGAGAGGAAGCUACAAGAGCAACAGCGCAGACACCGGGAACACCCCAAAGUCAACGUCCCUGGCAGCCAAGCCCAAUUGAAGGAGGUGUGGGAGGAGCUGGAUGGACUGGACCCUAAUAGAUUCAACCCCAAGACCUUCUUCAUACUGCAUGACAUCAACAGCGAUGGUGUCCUAGAUGAGCAAGAGCUGGAAGCUCUCUUCACCAAGGAGGUGGACACCAACCAGGACCGUCUUGUGACCCUGGAGGAGUUCUUGGCAUCCACACAGAGGAAGGAGUUUGGGGACGCUGGGGAAGGAUGGAAGACAGUGGAAAUGUAUCCAGCCUACACAGAGGAGGAGCUGAGGCGAUUUGAGGAAGAGCUUGCUGCCAGGGAGGCUGAGCUGAAUGCCAAGGCCCAGCGCCUCAGCCAGGAGACCGAGGCCCUGGGGCGCUCCCAGGACCGCCUGGAGGCUCAGAAGAGAGAGCUGCAGCAGGCUGUUCUGCAGAUGGAGCAGAGGAAGCAGCAGCAGCAGCAGCAGCAGCACGAACAGAAGGCUCCGCCCUCCAAGCCUGACGGGCAGCUGCAGUUCCGGGCAGACACAGAUGAUGCUCCUGUCCCAGCUCCAGCAGGUGACCAGAAAGAUGUGGCUGCUUCUGAAAAGAAGGCCCCAGAACAGCCCCCCGAGCUCCCCCAGCUGGACACCCAGCACUUAUGAUCUCUCAGUGACCCCCCCAGCCCUCAAGCCCUACACAGAGCGACGGAAGCUGGAUGAAGUGUCCUUGCGGCCUCUCUGGAGGCCUGAGCCUGCAUGGCCUCCUGGGGAGGAGAACAGGGCUCCUUCCUUAGAGGCGCCUGUGUCUGCCCCCUCAGCUCUUCCAGCCUCCAGGUCCCGGUUCUUCCUUUCGUCUCCUGGCUUCUUUACUCUGUCAGGGACUCACUGCAGGAGCUGGAGCUGAGAGAGACCCUCACGUACCUGGAGUACAUGCUCCAGGCCUGCCUUCCUGGUUUGCUCUUGGCUGUUCCAGGCUUAGCCACUUUGCAUCCUGUGCCUAGUGUCACAGGGUCCCAGGAGCUUGGCUUGGUCCCUUUUACUCUCUGUCUUCUGUGGGGCCAGAGAUCUCAGUUCCUUUCAGUGGCUGGAGGCUUGGGACAUGGGGUGUCCUUCAAGUGAACGUCACCUUUGCCUGGACCCCAGGCUUCCAUCGCCACCUCACCAGCCAUACCCUGACCUCCUGGGCCCAACACCUCCCCCAUGGCCCCAGAAGGUACCCAGAUACGGCUGCACACCUAGCUGAGAUUCCACCGCCCUCAGCCCCCAUUGGGCACUCCUGAAAAUUGGUUCACCCUGGCUUCAUGCCACACUACGAUGUCCUGCUCUAUGCUCCAGUUCCAUUCAAAUAUAGCCUGGCACAAAUAAACAUUAGCGUGUCUGUGUGUA
Messenger RNA from Peromyscus maniculatus bairdii (prairie deer mouse), 2027 nucleotides. NCBI's taxonomy places the organism in Eukaryota, Metazoa, Chordata, Mammalia, Rodentia, Cricetidae. The record is from RefSeq and is a predicted model, not a curated record.